Hypoxylon fragiforme is the source of this 396-nucleotide messenger RNA. Its product is annotated as COPI associated. The record is from RefSeq and is a predicted model, not a curated record. The transcript is spliced from 3 exons. Gene Ontology annotation, biological process: vesicle-mediated transport. NCBI's taxonomy places the organism in Eukaryota, Fungi, Ascomycota, Sordariomycetes, Xylariales, Hypoxylaceae. Bases 1 to 396 code for a protein of 131 amino acids. Gene Ontology annotation, cellular component: Golgi membrane.
AUGGACUUCUCCGACUCCUUCCGAAUCGUCAACGCCACCGUCGGCUUGAUCAUGGUGCUCGGCGGUAUAUCGCAGUUCUUCACUAACACUGGCUUCCAAUCCAUCAUUAUCGGCGCCUACGUCCUCCUCUUCGGCCUCGGCAUCGGGCUCCUCGAGUUCCAGAUCCCGCCCCAGGUCUCGCGCUAUGCCUCCUUCAUGUUCAGCUUCCUCGGCCGCGGCAUCUUCUACGUCUUCAUCGGCUCCAUCCUCCUCAACAACGGCGUCCUGCGCAUUAUCGCCGGCAGCAUCGUCGGCCUGGUCGGCCUCGCCUACGUCGCCCUCGAGUUCGUCCCCUCCGUCGAGCCCCCCGCCAACAUGCGCGAGGCCGACCAGGGCUGGGGCGCCGAGCAGGUAUAA